GAUGUUCAAGCUCAUAUCAACAUUUUAUCAAAAUACACUUGAUAGAUCAGGUCAAGUAGACGCUAUCUAUUGAUAUCGCGACGUGCUGCUGAUGAAGAAGCACUAGGUAAUGGUAUUUUGUGACAUUCAUGCUCUGAAAGCUAUCAACCAAAGGCCUGUUGCAUAACUCAUCUACAGUAUAACGUUGAUCAGCAAUAAUGCAGUUAGCUCUGACAAUUCUGAUAAUUUUCGCAUCAUGUCAAGCGGCAGUUCAUUCUGCCACUCAUUCUCCUGAAAAUGUGGGACCAGAGCAAGCAGACCUUAACGAAUUUGCAACCCAGUUACAUGCCCUAAAGUCCGUUGUCGAAAGUUCUCAGAAAGAGCAAUGGGAGGCACUGCAAAGUUUGAGGUUCUACCUUCUCUCAACGAGAACAGCCAUCAAAGAAUUAUUGUCGCAAGUAAAGGAAUUGAAGGAACAAUCAUCUGUGUGUAAAGCUGACAAGGAAGACACGUCUGCAGAAGAAGACAAAGAAAAUGAGAAAAUUCCUGCAGGUCCAUCCGCAGCAGGAGGCUGUGUGUGGCCGGGAGAGGUCGUGGCGGGCCGAUGCCUUGCCUUCAUCACGGACAGCUUGAUGACCUGGACGGACGCUCAGAAACACUGCAGGUCUUUGGGAGGCACUCUGGCAGGCGAAGCAGAUCUGGCGACCCUCAGCCGACACCUCACCAGCAUAUACGGGAUUAAUGCCUCGCGAGUGCGUUGGUCGGUGUGGGCGGGAGCUCGCCAGACCCUCGACGGGUGGCGGUGGGCGAACAGCUCGUGCUCUGAAGGUGCUGUAGGGGACUCGGUGUGGAGUGCCGGCCAGCCCCCGGCACCUGCAGUGCCAGGAGCAGAGGCACUCUGCAUGGCACUGGACGGCUUCGACGAAUACAAAGGCACCGCCGUGCCGUGUUCCGCUCUGCGCAGGUUUGUGUGUGAUCUUGCCUGAGCUGCGACCACGAUACUACUUCGUCGCGAGAGGUGUGGAGAUGCGAGUUCUGUUUUACAGAUAAUUGUAAGGCAUCUUACUAUGGUCUUCAAAUUUAAUGUUGUACUAAAUUUAAAUUAUAAAAGGAUAUGUGCAACGAUUCUAAUGUUUCAAAAUUAUGCUGUUGGUUUGUAUCUAUCAUUAGGGUUAUCAUUGGAUUCUAUUAAACGCCGUACGGUCUUAGUUGAGAAAAAAUAGGAAGAUGUUAAAAAUGUGAAGAAAUUAUUUUCAUCUGCAACUACUUAUAGUCAUGCUACUCAUUCACCUGCUUUUCAAGUUCUUAACUUAAAGGAGCAAUGUGCUGUUUUAGAAAACGAUUGCAAAAAAGUGGAUAUCGAGUAAAAUAUAUUUGUUUACCCCAAAAAUUGUGCGUCUAUCACAAAGAAAGUUUCUGGAGUAACUUUUAUAAAUUUACGCAUCACCGGAAUGGCUCGAGAGACCGAGGUACAACAUACUGAGUUGCUUACGAUCAGUACCCAGGGUAGGUGAAUUUAUUCUGCCUUCGUCACUUCUCACAGUUCAGGCGAGUAGAAAGUGAGAGCAAAGUUACAGGUGUUCGGUCAGAGGCAGCUACGGCUGGCUAGAAAUAUCAUGCAGUUGGAAUGAAGUUACAACACACCCGUCACACCGUAUUGUUCACUCCACACUUGCACAAACAAAUGGAGAUUUUAAGGAGAUAAUGGAACAUUAAUCCCUUAAUAGUUGAUGGCGAACUUAGAAGAUUAAAUUUUAAUUUCCUGAAUAGUUUAUGUACUUAUGACGUUGUGAUUUAACUUUGUACCAGUUUAUCAUCGGAUAAUAUAUUAUCAGCACAACAUAAAAGUAUGAAAGUGCAUUUUGGGCGAAUUUCAUUAUUGUUUGUAUUGACUCACGUACACAUAUUUUUCCCUCAAGAUGAGAUAUCAAUAGACCGGUUUUCUAUGA
Messenger RNA from Hyalella azteca, 1928 nucleotides. RefSeq lists its product as uncharacterized. Bases 198 to 965 code for a protein of 255 amino acids. The transcript has 4 exons. The record is from RefSeq and is a predicted model, not a curated record. NCBI's taxonomy places the organism in Eukaryota, Metazoa, Arthropoda, Malacostraca, Amphipoda, Hyalellidae.